AGGAGUGUCAGUAUCUCUUCCAGCCCCAGCUCAUCGUUCAGAGGCUGAUAGGGAUCUCUGUUCUCUAUCCUGGUUACUUCAUAGAACAGAUGGUUCCUGCCCACAACAGAUCUGUGCUCUACAAAGUGUUCAUCCCCAGUUACGUGUCCAGUGUAAAGGUCCAACUGGCUAACUGCAGCACACACCCCAGAGACCAACCAUCCAGGGGACAGACGGGAGACACCAGGGGACCGGGAGACAGAGACAGUACUGGAGACAGCUGUUCUGUUGUCUUAAAGAUCCGAGCCAGGGCUCCUCCAGUCCACAACUCAUCAGCUCUGGACUGCAGGGAGUGGUCACCCUGUGAGCUUGACACACCCCUUCCUGCCUGGGAACACUGGUACUAUAUCCUGGUGGAGCGUUACCUAAGCAACCAGGACGUAUACUUCCGCAUCGGUGUGCAGGUCACAGAUUGCUCCAAAUCCAGCGCCUCUAAGGGUUCCCCCUCUAGCUCAUCUUCUGGCCCCAGCUCUAAUCUCAACCUGCCACAGUCCUUUGGCAGUGCUAUGGGCUUCUCUCUCUCUGAGACGCUCCCCUCCACCCCUGCCGGCCUCCCGGGCCUCCCCAGCCACGCCCAGAACUCCUCCUCUUCGGACCCCGCUGGCUCCCUCCUCUCCCCACAGGACAGUAUAACCCAUAUGGCUCCCAGCUCCGACCCCAACAGGUGCUGGCCCAUCCGGCCCACCCUGAGGAAUGAGCUGGACACCUUCUCUGUCCACUUCUACAUCUUCUUUGGUCCGAACAUCUCUGUUCCUCCGGACAGGGCUGCUGUGUUCUCCAUUAACCUCAUGCCUGUCCUGGACAGUGGAGGAGUCCUCAAUAUGGAACUCAAACUCAACUUGUCUUCGUUGAGAGGAGAGAACAUCACGGUGUUUGGCUGUCUGAACCACGGCAUGCCCCUGUCCCUGAAAGACAACUCCUCUGUCAAAUGUGAAUCAGAUUCCGUAUCAGGCUUCCUGUUGUCAGUAAACUCCAGCUCCAACAUCACUAAGCUGAGGAUCCCCUACCCCCAGACUGGCACCUGGUACCUCAGCCUGAGAUCCCUCUGUGCCACCGAACAUGGGUUUGAGCCAUGUUCCAACAUGACAGCGGAGGUGUACCUGCGCUCCUACCUGACCCCCUGCAUCAAUGACUGUGGGACCUACGGACAGUGCAAACUGCUACGUACUAACAACUAUUUGUACGCUGCCUGCGAGUGCAAAGCAGGCUGGGACGGCUGGGGCUGUACAGACCCCUCGGAGGCGUAUUCCUAUAGUUUCCAGCUCCUGUCCACCUUGCUGCUCUGCCUCAGUAACCUGAUGUUCGUUCCUCCUGUGGUGAUCGCUGUCCGCGGCCACUACCUUCUGGAGGCCUCUGUAUACAUCUUCACCAUGUUCUUUUCUACUUUCUACCAUGCGUGUGACCAGCCUGGUAUCGUGGUGUUUUGUAUCAUGGAAUACGAUGUUCUCCAGUUCUGUGACUUUCUGGGUUCCCUCAUGUCUGUCUGGGUCACCGUCAUCUCUAUGGCCCGGCUCAAGUCUAUCAUUAAACAGGUGCUGUAUUUACUCGGGGCCAUGACUCUCUCCAUGGCUCUCCAGUUGGACCGUCACGGCCUGUGGAACCUCCUGGGACCGUCCCUCUUCGCCCUGGGCAUCAUGGCUGUAGCCUGGACGGUGCGUACAGUGCGACGGCGGCGAUGUUACCCUCCGACCUGGAAGCGCUGGGCGUUCUUUCUGUUCCCGGGGACGAUGAUAGCGGUUUCAGCCGUGGCGCUCUAUGCCUUCGUGGAGACAGAGGACAACUACUUCUACAUACACUCUAUCUGGCACAUGCUGAUCGCCGGCAGCGUGGGCUUCCUGCUCCCUCCCCGCGCCAAGCCCCGCACCAAGCUCACACCUCUGAAACGUCGGAAGGGGUGUGGCUACCAGCUGUGCGUCAACGAGCACGAGGAGAUGGGAUUGGUGGACCCGGUCCCUGCCAUAGUCGCUAUCAAUAGUAUUAGUAUCAGCUGAUGCCUGAGAUCAGUAACUCUGACUGACUGUACCAGCUGGACAUAGGAUCUAGCACCUAUUGACUGACUGUACCAGCUGGACACGGGAUCUAGCACCUAUUGACUGACUGUACCAGCUGGACACGGGAUCUAGCACCUACUGACUGACUGUACCAGCUGGACACGGGAUCUAGCGCCUA
Oncorhynchus nerka (sockeye salmon) is the source of this 2208-nucleotide messenger RNA. RefSeq names its product transmembrane protein 8B (gene tmem8b). The transcript has 10 exons. Gene Ontology annotation, cellular component: membrane. The record is from RefSeq and is a predicted model, not a curated record. NCBI's taxonomy places the organism in Eukaryota, Metazoa, Chordata, Actinopteri, Salmoniformes, Salmonidae. The coding region runs from base 90 to 2030 and encodes 646 amino acids.